AUGUAUAAUAUGAAAUCCAAUAUAGUAAUCUUCGAUCAUAUAAAGAAGAACCAUGCAACUGCGGCGAUAACGGCUCCGGAGAUAGAGAUCUCGAGCGAUGAGGCUCUUCCCGCCGGAGCUUCAGCUUCAGGGCCGUCGCUGGCUCCUGCGUCAUCGGACGACGUCGGAGACAUGUCUGGAGUCGGAGCUGGCGGAGAUGAGGCGGAGGGAGAGUCGCUGGUGGGACCUUCGGAGCUAUCGCCAGAGCUUGAGUCGGGGCUUGAAGCGGGAGUUUUGGCCGACGAAGAUUUGGGAGACUUUGCGGGGGCGCUGCCACCUGAAGAUGGGGAAACGCUUGGAGUAGCGGUGGAGUUUUUCUUGGCAGUGGUCGGAGGAGAAGCCGUAGGCGGUGGGGUUGGGGCGGAGGCGGAUGAUUUUGGUGAUCCUGAUGCGGCGGGAGAAGGAGUGGCUGAGCUUUUGGGUGCGUUGGCCGGUGUUGGAGGAUCGGCGGCAAAAACGACGGUAACGGCCAAGGCCGCGACGGCUAGAGAUAGGAGCUUAAAGGUCAUUGUCAUUUUUGAGUAA
Molecule: messenger RNA, 564 nt
Organism: Microthlaspi erraticum
Lineage: Eukaryota; Viridiplantae; Streptophyta; Magnoliopsida; Brassicales; Brassicaceae
Source: the annotation of a GenBank genome assembly